This is a messenger RNA of Habropoda laboriosa, 1036 nucleotides long. RefSeq names its product arginase, hepatic (gene arg). The transcript has 7 exons. The coding region runs from base 1 to 1014 and encodes 337 amino acids. NCBI's taxonomy places the organism in Eukaryota, Metazoa, Arthropoda, Insecta, Hymenoptera, Apidae. The record is from RefSeq and is a predicted model, not a curated record. Gene Ontology annotation, molecular function: manganese ion binding; arginase activity. Gene Ontology annotation, cellular component: cytoplasm; nucleus; cytosol.
AUGAAUACCUUGAGAAGAAUGCAGAGUAUUUCCAAACUUGGAAAUCGCAAUUAUGGUAAAGUUGGAGUAAUUGGAGUACCAUUUGAAAAGGGACAGCAUAAAAAAGGUGUAGCACAUGGUCCAGAAGUGAUUAGAGCAGCUGGAUUAGUCCAAGAAUUAGAAUCAUUAGGAUUAGAUGUGAGAGAUUAUGGUGAUAUAUCUUAUAAAGCAAAGAAUGUGCAUGGUGUAAAUAACAUGUCACAUUUAGGUGAUGUUGCUGGUUGCAAUAAUUGUUUAUCUGAUCAAGUCCAAAAAGUUUUAAAAGAAGGUAGAAGAGUAUUAACUAUUGGUGGUGACCAUAGCUUAGGUGUUGGAACUAUAGAUGGUCAUGUUAAGGAGAAAAAGGAUGUGGGUGUGAUAUGGGUUGAUGCCCAUGCAGAUCUCAAUACUAAUAAAACCAGUGAAAGUGGAAAUGUUCAUGGAAUGCCUGUAGCAUUACUAACUACUGAAUUAGCUGACUACUGGCCACAUCUUCCAGGAAUGGAUUGGCAACAACCAAUGUUAUCUAUUAGAAACGUAGCUUAUAUUGGAUUAAGAUCUGUAGAUCGUUAUGAAAGACUAGUUAUUGAAAAAUUUGGUAUUACUGCUUUUGGUAUGGAAGAUGUCGAGAGAUAUGGUAUUCUUGAUGUUGUUUAUAUGGCAUUAAAUAAAAUAGAUCCUAAUGAAUCAAAAUCAUUACAUGUUAGUUUUGAUAUUGAUUCAUUAGAUCCAUUGGAAGCACCAUGUACAGGAACUGCUGUGCGUGGUGGUCUAUCACUAAGAGAAGCUGUUCACUUAAUGGAAGUACUAUAUAGAACUAACAGAUUGAAUGCUGUAGAUCUUGUGGAAGUGAAUCCCUGUAUUGGCAAUCAAAGAGAUGUUCAAUUAACUGUUGAAGCUGCUGUACACAUCAUUCAAGCAGGGUUUGGUUACACAAGAAGAGGUCUUAAGGUUCCAGAAGGUGUUACCGAUAUGCCUUUGCAGACAUUUAAAUAAUUUAAUUACUUUUAUUUACAAU